Messenger RNA from Cyanistes caeruleus (blue tit), 2567 nucleotides. The record is from RefSeq and is a predicted model, not a curated record. NCBI's taxonomy places the organism in Eukaryota, Metazoa, Chordata, Aves, Passeriformes, Paridae.
AUAGAUGAAAAUUGCAUUUUAAGUUCGAAUGUCCCCUUGUACAUGAAUGAAACCAUGAUGUUCUGUACCAUGCUGUAAGUCUCAUAAUAGAGGUUAGUGAAUAAAGACUAAUUCAACCAGGUACCUGAGAACUUGAUGUAAAAGUUGUAUGAUUUUAUUUUCUUCUUUGCCUGCAGAUAAAGAUCUACAGUUUCACAUUGUUAAGCAGGCUAGAGCCCAAAGUGCAAAGGAAAGUGCAGGCUACAGUGAAGGAUAUUAUUCAUUACUGCCUGUAGAAGUUCCUCAAAACCACAAGCAUUUCGUCUGUGACCUGACCCAAGCUGACCGUCUUGCUCUUUAUGAUUAUGUUGUUGAGGAAACAAAGAAACAGAGGUCUAGAUCCCAGAUAACGGAAAAUGACAGUGAUCUCUUCGUGGAUUUAGCAGCAAAAAUCACCCAAGAUGAUAGUCAGAAAGGUCCAAAGUCCCAUCUUGAAAUUUUGGCUGAAAUGCGAGAUUACAAAAGGCGGCGGCAGUCAUACAGAGCUAAGAAUGUUCAUAUAACGAAGAAGUCCUACACUGAGGUGAUUCGGGAUGUGAUUGGUGUGCAUAUGGAAGAACUCGGCAAUCAGUGGCAGGAGAACAGGUUGCAUAAUGCAGAGAUAUGUGAAGGAGAGAAGUUGAAGUCCUCAGGAAGGGAAGACAGGCGGUCGGCUUCAGUGGACUCGCGGCAGUCUGGGGGAAGCAGUAGGGAUACGGAGUGCUCCAGACACAGGGGAGACACCAGCAGGAGUCCAAGUAAACGAAGAAGGAGUCGUGAGAGAGGCAAAGACAGAGAUUCUUGGAGAAAAAGAGAGAGGACCACAGGUGUGUGGGACCUGUGUUUGAGCAGACAUGAGGACUCUUGUGCAGAAGAAAUGCUGCCUUGCCGUUCAUGUUUGGGGAUGAAGACAAAUAUCACAACCAUAAAAGAAGAAAGUAGAAACAAUAACCAGCUGUUCAAAACAUAACUUCCACAAGAACUAUUAUUACUGUUGUUUUGCUUGAAACAGUAAAGUUGCCCACAUAAUAUUGGUGUUGCUUCACACCUGUGCUGCUUUGGAGACAAAAAAGUGCUAAGGUUUGUGAGGAUGGAAGCAGUAUAUUUCAGAAAAUGUGUAAAUCUGUAACAUUUAUACAUCUGUUAAUAAAUUAUAUUGAUAGCAUGUAUUCGAAUAGUUUAGUCUGACAAGGCUGAAGAAUAAAAUCUUUGAGCAGUUGUACUUACUGGCCCACUGGAUAUAUAAGAUAUAUAAAGAUUUAAGAGCUAAAUCCAUGGAGUCCAGAUCAGUUACAAACAGAGAAGGCAUGAAGAGAGCUCCCCCUCCUACCUAACAUUCAUCUCUAGGUAACAUUGCCUAGCUUACAGCAUGUACCAGAGUGCGUAUUUCAAAGUUUUAUCUUUUUUAUCCAACAGGAUAAAAUAUCUUCAACUGCAGCUGAUGUUAAAUGGACAAUAACACAUGUUAGUACUCCCAAGCUCAUGCUCAAAGAAAAUUCAGAUCACUAUAAUCUGGCAAAGGUGAUGAGAAUGUAGCUCUCAAGCUCUCCACUGGGGGGAGGCACCAAGGACACUUGGAGAAUAUUGCUGAGUACCAUACUCCAACACCAGCAACAUUUCCUUCCAGCAAUAACUAGGAAAACUUCCUAUCCUGUGGACUAACAUACAAAUAUUUGUGAUAGAGGUUGAUAAAACAGACUUAAAACCUGUAGAUAGAUAUUAAGGAUGUGCAGUUCUAUUAAUUCCUCACACAAUCUACUUCAGCUGUUGUAGUGGUGGGUGGGGAGACGAAAUCCACAAUUCAAGAUCCAGAGCUCAUCAGACAAAACAGCCUCGUUUAUUGUUCAGAGCUCACUUAUGUACUCAAUUGAAAACUCCUGGGCUCACAUAGUUCAUUGGCUGGGAUCUCUCUCUGCUCAGAUCUCUGGCCAGUAAUGUGUUUCCUACUAAUCUUGAACAGGGAUGGCUGAGGGUCCUGAGAGCCCCAGAUGGCUGUAUCUUAUCUGUAUCUGUCCCCUGUAACUUACCUGGGGACUUGUUCAGGCAUGAACUAGGCUGGCUGAAUUGGAUUUGUGUUAUGGUCAGAUUUACCUUGUCCAGUCCAGGCCAGCUGUACUGUAACAAUAUUGUGACAAUUCCCCCAGUUUGGUUAAAUUUAAAAUACUUAAAAUGCUCUCUGUUAUCCUACCUGCAGUGGCCCAUUGCAGACAGGGUCACAGAAGACAGAAUGGAUUUAAUUUGUAUGAGGUGUUCCACUUAAUUUGACAAACAGUUCCCCUCAGUCAGCAAUGUAUCUCAUGUAGUGACUGGAAUUUGUAAGCAUUCACUCUCAGGAGCUGGCAGGCCAGGUCACAAUCCUUCAGGUUUGGUAAAUGGUAAGUGAUUUGUCAUGUCAAGUUUUGCAGGGCACUUUGCAAAGCUGUACUGUUAGCAAAACAUCAUUCAAUGUGUUCUUGUGUCACAGGUAUAAUAAUUUGUGAAGGAUCAUUUGCAUUCAAUUGUAAACUCCUGUGACAACAUUUGAUAAAUAAUUCUGCAAUUGGCUCCCA